ACUUCAGCUUCACCCAUACCAAUACACAUCACACACAAUCCCCAACAAUGGCCCACCUCUUCGAACCAGCACCAGCGCCCAAGACCGCCUUGGGUCGCUACCGUGUGCUCUCCUCCACGGCCGGCGUCCGCGUCUCUCCCCUCCAGCUGGGCGCCAUGUCCAUCGGCGACGCCUGGAACGACUUCAUGGGCUCCAUGAGCAAGGAGGACUCGUUCAAGCUCUUGGACGCCUUUGAGGAUGCUGGAGGCAACUUCAUCGAUACCGCCAACAACUACCAGAACGAGCAGUCCGAAGAGUGGAUUGGCGAGUGGAUGGAGCAGAAGAAGAACCGUGACUUUAUGGUCAUCGCUACCAAGUUCUCCACCGCUUAUCGCGUCGAGAAGGAUGGCAAAGGUCGCACCGUCAACUUCUGCGGCAAUUCCAGGAAGUCUUUGCACAUGUCCCUCCGCGACUCGCUCAAGAAGCUCAGGACCGACUACAUUGACGUACUUUACGUGCAUUGGUGGGACUGGACGACCUCUAUCGAGGAGAUGAUGGACUCCCUCGACGCUGUGGUCAAGAGCGGAAAGGUUUUAUACUUGGGAAUUUCGGACACUCCAGCUUGGGUCGUGAGCGCGGCCAAUGCAUACGCCAAGGUCCACGGCAAGACGCAGUUCAGCAUCUACCAGGGACGAUGGAACGUCAUGCUUCGCGACUUCGAGCGUGACAUCAUCCCCAUGGCCCGCCACUGGGGCAUGGCCCUCGCACCCUGGGACGCCAUCGGCGGCGGCAAAUUCCAAACCAAAGCGCAAAUGGAAGAGCGCAAGAAGAACGGCGAAGGCGUCCGCAAAAUCAUGGGCGACGGACAAUCCGAGCAGCAAGAGCGCGUUUCCGCCGCGUUGGAGAAGGUGGCCAAGGAAGUUGGCGUGGAAUCCAUCACCGCCGUCGCGUUGGCGUAUGUCAUGAGCAAGACGCCGAACGUGUUCCCUCUCGUGGGAGGACGCAAGGUCGAGCAUUUGCUUGACAACAUCAAGUCGUUGGAGAUCCAAUUGACGGACGCCCAGAUUGAGGAGUUGGAGAGCGUUACCAGCUUUGAGCCGGGGUUCCCGAAUAACUUUAUUGGGGAGGAUCCGCAUGAGACGGGCCAGGCGACGGGUCUGCUUGGUGCUGUUGCUCCUAUGGCGUGGGUGAGGAAUCCCAAGGCGAUUGGGCAUGCGGACCCGAUCAAGCAGUCGAAGGGCUUUUCGGCAUGAUGACCUCAUGAGAUGAGAUGAGAUGAGAGAUGUAUAAUAUGACAAGCUUUUAGACAGUCAAGACCGACAGACAGACGGACAGACAGACGG
Molecule: messenger RNA, 1322 nt
Organism: Zymoseptoria tritici IPO323
Lineage: Eukaryota; Fungi; Ascomycota; Dothideomycetes; Mycosphaerellales; Mycosphaerellaceae
Exons: 4
Coding region: 48-1232 (394 amino acids)
Source: RefSeq, a predicted model, not a curated record